Messenger RNA from Tripterygium wilfordii, 2006 nucleotides. RefSeq names its product probable inactive poly [ADP-ribose] polymerase SRO5. Gene Ontology annotation, molecular function: NAD+ poly-ADP-ribosyltransferase activity. NCBI's taxonomy places the organism in Eukaryota, Viridiplantae, Streptophyta, Magnoliopsida, Celastrales, Celastraceae. The record is from RefSeq and is a predicted model, not a curated record. The transcript has 5 exons. The coding region runs from base 465 to 1613 and encodes 382 amino acids.
GCGGUUCCCUCAGUUUUUGAUUUCUAUAUAUGUAUAUAUAUAUAGCAAAGGGACCUAAUAAAAAUGAACAGUCACGCUUUCUCUGUUCUUCAUCCUCCCCAAGUAAUUCUCUCUGUUAUUUAAUUUCCUUGCUCCGCAAGUUCUUCUUGCACCGCCUUCUUCGUCCUUUCUUAUAAUCCUCUUUUGAUUCUAAAAUGUAUACCUCCUUCGUUUGAGCUGUUGCAAAUUUCCGAUUUCUCUUCUUUUGAUCCUUCGUUUGAGCUGUUGCAAAUUUCCGAUUUCUCUUCUUUUGAUUCUGUUGUUUUUUUUUUGUAGAUUCUUCAUUUGAUUCGUUUGUUUCGGUGAUUUGUUCGUAAAUUUUCUAGGCAAAUCUUGGUUUAGAAAUCUGUGUAUUGUAAACUCCGUUACAUUUUGUAACCUUUUCUUUCCCUCUCCUCUGAUUCAAGAAUUUGGAUUUGGUAGUGAUGGAAAACAACAGAGAUUCAUUUAUGCGAAUCUCCAUCACGAUCGAACCUACCGCAGAGGUCACGCCCGCCAAUGGCGUGAACUUGGCGAAUGGAUCGCUGGAUAAUCACGAAAACCGAGCUGCUAGUGAGUUUUCGAGUUUGGAAACAUCGAUUGAGGACGAUGCGCUUGUUUCCGAUGGCGAUAGCAGCGCCACCAACGGGACCAAUUAUGGGAAGGUGCCUUCCUUCGGUAAUGACUUGACAAGGUUGCUUCAAGGGGAUAGCGUGCACGAUCAACUCAAGAGGACGUUCGUUCAGGGAUUGCGUUUUCUUGAAGCGCAACCCGAAGUGGUUUCCAUUCACAGGAAUUCUUUUCCUGGUCCGAUUGGGCAAGCCAAGCUGCAGGCGUUUCAGAUGUUUGCGAAAGCCACCGAGGAGAGGCGUGGAGGGGAUGCAAAUGUCAAGUACGCUUGGUAUCCUGCUACAGGAGACGAGAUACGCCGGAUUUUGCAAGAUGGUUUUGGUCACGCCAACAUGACUAAUGGCCUUCACGGCUGUGGUGUUUAUCUCUCACCAUAUGAGUCUCCCAUGGAAAGUGUCAAGAGAACAGUUGCUGAUAAAGAUGGGAUACACCAUCUGCUGCGGUGCCGGGUUAUAUUGGGGAAGUUGGAGCUUGUGCCACCGGGUUCUAAGCAAUGUCAUCCAUCUUCUGACCAGUUUGAUUCUGGUAUAGGCAUUACGGGGUCUCCUGACAGGUAUAUUGUGUGGAGUACUCACAUGAAUUCUCAUAUCUUGCCUGAGUACGUGGUCAGCUUCCUGCCUCCUUCUUGCUUAAAAGGGCUCAUGUUAACCUCUGAUUCGCUGAAGAGACCGACUUCACCAUGGAUACCUUUUCCAGCUCUUAUGUCUUCGCUUUCCAAGUUCUUACCCCAGAGGGAUAUGACUUUGAUCUCCAAGUAUUAUAGAGAUCAAAAGUCGAAGAAGAUUUCGAGAAAUGAGAUGAUUAAACAAGUAAGAAAAAUAGCAGGAGAUGAAUUGUUGGCUGCGGUCAUCAAAUCUUUCAGAGGCAAGCUACUUGCAUCAGGCAACUGUCCGCAGUCAAUUGAGCAAAAUAGGGCCAGUGAGAGGAUGGGACAUGGCCAGAAUGGACGCCGCUCAAAUGGAUAAAAGGACUUGAGGAAUCCAAGUUUAGAUUUAAACCUUUGAGGGAACAAAUUGUGAAGGCUUUCCUUUCCUGAUAGAAGUAGUGUUAAGGCCAUUCGGUUUUAGGACUGAAUUUGUUUUAGGAAUUUUCCACCUCCGUUAUUCUGCAGCUUUGAUCAGUUGAGUAUUUUACUUGCAUUGAAUAAGAAGCAAUGUCUUUAUAGCUUUGAUCAAUUAGUUGGUUUUAUACCUCAGGUCACUCAUCCAAUAGUGUUCUCGCAGAAGCAAGCACGCUUAAGUACGAAUUUGAGCUAGAUUAUUCUCCAGGAAAACGUGUUAACGCUGAGCCCAAUCAGUACACAAUGGAGUGUCAAUGUUUUGAUUUUUGCUGUAGGACACUGUCAUUGAUAUUCCUAC